AUGUCCCCACGAAGUGACCUGAAAUACCUCAUAGAUCAUGGCCACUCUCCAGACAUCAUGUCCUCAAUAGCUGGAAACGCGUCUGCUUUCAUUAAAGAGGCUGCAGUUCGAUGGUUUAUGUUGCUUGACGUGCGAGGAAGUACAUCUUUUGGCCAUUUGACGAGGGCUCGGAUGGAAGUGAAGGAAGUCUCCAUAGAGCAUUCUCCGGACGACCCGCAGAAGAUGUCUUCAAAAAUGGUCUGUGAGCUCGAGGUUACUCCAGGUGAGCAACGCACGAGUUGGCCUGAGUUAUUAAGUUUCAAAGAGCUUAUGAAUAGAAAUGAACUAGAAAUGUGUAAUGAAGAGGGAGUUUUGAGUCAGGGAUGCAUGACAGGUAUAAUGGACGAGGGGUCCGCCAUAUCAUUAUUAUUGAUGAGAUUGUUGGAGGACGAAAAUCAAUCGAUAGGCGUAUCUCAGACCUUCAGUUUCUUCUUCCAUCAUCCCGCACCUCCGGCAGGCUCCAAAAUCAGGAUUGUUAGCCGCUCGGUUUCCGCUACAGACGACAUAGGAUGCUGCCAAAGUGAGAUUUGGGAUAUCAAGAACCACAGGUUGAUUGUCACCGGCACGCAACAUCAGAUGAAACCGUCCAUAGUUGGUGACUCUGCUAGUGUGCACAAUAGGAAGACGAAAUUGUGA
Psilocybe cubensis is the source of this 675-nucleotide messenger RNA. RefSeq lists its product as uncharacterized. The record is from RefSeq and is a predicted model, not a curated record. Bases 1 to 675 code for a protein of 224 amino acids. The transcript has 4 exons. NCBI's taxonomy places the organism in Eukaryota, Fungi, Basidiomycota, Agaricomycetes, Agaricales, Agrocybaceae.